AUGUAAGCGACGACGACGGCGUAGCUAAUAUCUGAAAGUAAGACGAAUCCAAAGAGGCAGCGAAGAACCAGCCAACCCAACCAAAGCUGUUCAACCCUCAAGCUAGCGGUCAGUCUCAAAGCCUCAACCUUUUCAAACCAGCCACUAAACUGUAAAGCUACGUCCAGUUGUCUACCCUCUACUCUAGUCAAGCCAACACCGGGUCAACCAUUGUUAAGCCCCUCGGCUCUCCAAUAAUUACUAUCCCUUCCAUGUGCCAUCCUCUCUCCAAUCUAUAAAUCCGGCCUUGGAGACACGCAAGGUUUGCCCAACCAAUUAGCCUAACGGAGCAGAUAGAAAUCUUUAUUCUCCUCUUUUUCUCAUCGAAUGGCUACUACUUCAUCCUCAAGACCAAGGUUGAGCGGACCAGUCUUACGCUCGCUAUCCCCAUCAGGGAGAUUCCAUAGCUCGCAGACAAACACGGUGUUAUCCAGCUCUUCGUCUUCCUCAUCAUCUUUUGCUUCUUCGACGAGCUCGAGCUUCUCUUCACCGUCGUCAACUUUCUUUGACCACCAUCACCACCACAGAUCCGCCUCUCCCACUCGCGUCAAUCUCUGCACGUCCAAUCCUGUAGUUCACCCAUUUCGCUUUUCUAUUAACAGAUCCAUCUCUCCGAACCGCUCCAUCUCCGUAUCCAAAGGCAGCAAUCCCCUCUCCAUCCCCCCCAAGAGGACUUGUAUGUGCUCGCCAACCACGCAUCCAGGCUCUUUUCGCUGCAGUUUGCAUAAGAACAGUCAGAAUGCUGAUGCUAAUUAUACGGCGUCAUAUCCUUCGAAUCGAUUGAACAUCCGGAGAUCGGCGAUGACCAACUCGCUUGUUAGGAUCGGAGGUGUUGAAGGAGAUUGGGUUAAGAGAGCGUUGACAGCUCUGAUUCGCCCUUCGUCUCAUCAACAAAGGAGGAGGGCGGCGUUCCGGCCGAGACCGAGUCGGCUUUCGGUUCUGUCCGAAAGCUGAGGAUGUUUUAAUCUUGGAUUGGAUUUUGUAUUUACAGUUACAGGUUGGUUUCUGAGUCAAACUCGCGUGACAGUUUAGUUGUACCUGCGGCAAGGCGACCGAGACUCAGCCCGGCGAUUCUGAGGCUUGAAGACUCUGGAAAGUUUUGUGAGAGGGAAGAGAAUUCAUUUUGUACAUAAUCACUUGCUAUGGAAGGAGAUUUUCAGACAUAUAAUUGAAUUCAUUGAAUCCAAAUUUGAUUAUAAACAUAAAACCGGGAUUCAAAACGGUUAAUAAUAGGGAGCAAUUCGAACUUCGGUUUGCAUUUGCAAAGACUUGUUCGGAGUUUUCAUCUAAAGUGAGUGUGACAGUGCAAAUCCGUUUUGUGUUUUGCAGCGUUUGGUGAUCACCGUCUACGUUGCGUUGAUGUCUCCGUUAGGCGUUCAGGGUCGCGCUCGCUGCUACAAUUAUUGCGUCGUCUGUUCUGGAAUUGCGUUUCGUCGAGUGUAAGGUAUAUUCUUUGGUUCUUCCCCAUUUUGUUAUUGUUUUGCGCAGGUCAGGUGAGCCGGGGCCUGACAUGAGAUGAGGGGUAUGGUUUGGUGUUGGACUUUCAAAAGCCAUUUUGAAAUUUGAACACAACCGUGGCUGACCUUUUAAAGAAUAUACUUUAAGUAUAUGGAGGACCGGGGCAAAAAAAUUCGUAAGACUAGGAGCACCAAAGGCGUUGUGAUUGACGCCAUAAAAAUUGGAAAAGGACAGCUGCCUCAUAAAUUGGGAAGACAGAAAGCAAACCAAAGCUGGCUUAUCAUGACUUCCAAGUCCUAACUCCUUAUCAUUAGAACUUGUUAGGACACCACAAAUUUUAAACAAUUGAAAAGCUGCGGCCAGUAUGUGAAUGGAAAAGCUAUGAUUAGAAAA
Theobroma cacao (cacao) is the source of this 1890-nucleotide messenger RNA. RefSeq lists its product as uncharacterized. The record is from RefSeq and is a predicted model, not a curated record. NCBI's taxonomy places the organism in Eukaryota, Viridiplantae, Streptophyta, Magnoliopsida, Malvales, Malvaceae.